Molecule: messenger RNA, 1260 nt
Organism: Ylistrum balloti
Lineage: Eukaryota; Metazoa; Mollusca; Bivalvia; Pectinida; Pectinidae
Product: QRFP-like peptide receptor
Exons: 5
Coding region: 1-1260 (419 amino acids)
Biological process (GO): G protein-coupled receptor signaling pathway
Cellular component (GO): membrane
Molecular function (GO): peptide binding; neuropeptide Y receptor activity
Source: RefSeq, a predicted model, not a curated record
AUGGAGAAAAAUUCACAGGAGAACUCUACAACUUACUACCCAAAUAUGGACCAGGGGAGUGUACCUGAGUAUUACAGUCAAGAUCAGGUUUAUUUGAAUAAUUCACCUCUUCACCCAAACAGAACCAGUUUAUAUAAUGUAUCUGAAGAGUACCUUGAUUAUGACUACGUCAUAGAUUACUCGCAAUACGACUACUUAAAACCCCUUAAGUCUGUGCCCCUGCUUGAAGCGGUCAUAAAAGUGGCCGUGUAUUCCAACAUUAUUUUACUGGCCGCUGUGGGCAAUGUCCUAAUAAUUCUCGUGGUUAUAUGGAAUAAACAACUACGAACAACUACGAACUUUUAUAUCGUCAAUUUGGCGGUGUCGGAUUUGUUGGUAACGCUCGCAUGCUCUUGGGUUCAUGUUGUCGACGAUCUGACAGAGGGAUGGAUUCUGGGAACGUUUUUCUGCAAGUUCAACAGCUUUGCGCAAGUGACAUCCCUGGUCUCCAGCGUCAUGUCCUUGACAUUGAUAGCGUGCGAUCGUUUUUUCGGGAUUGUGUUUGCUAUGAAGGCCCAUAUCAUAGAGCGACGUGCAUUUCAUAGCAUACUUGUAAUAUGGGUUAUUUCCCUUGCUAUGGGGGCGCCCAUGUUGGUCGUACGAACAGUCCACAGACGACAAUGGCGUGACCAUUUGGAACUUUGGUGUGAGGGUGAUUGGCCAGUUGUCCAGAGAGUGUCGCCUGAAACUGGACAGAGGAUGGACCAUCGUCCAGGUCGAGUGGCUUACUUAACAAUAAUUACUGUCGUCCUGUUUUUCCUUCCGAUGUUGAUAAUGCUAGGCACAUAUGUCGGUAUUAUCAAAACCUUAUGGCAAGCGAAAGUUCCCGGGGAACGACUGUCUAGCGAUGUCAAAGUGGAAACAAAAGUCAAACGAAAGGUGGUGUUCAUGCUGGUAAUAAUUAUGGUGCUGUUUUUCGUCUGCUGGUUUCCUCUCCAGUUUUCCGUUUUAUACGAUACAUACAGACCUAAUCAAAAUAGUCCGCUGGCAGCCUGGUACAAGGACUUCACCUUUUUCGCUAAACUCUUAGCUUUUUCAAACAGUGCCAUGAACCCGAUCAUCUACGCUGGAUUCAACAAUAAUUUCCGGAAAGGUUUCAAAAUUAUGUUCGGUUGUUACAAGAAACAACGUUACACAACUUUAUCAAAGAUGGACGACUCGAGCCAUAGUGCUACAGGACUUACCAUGACAAACGCAACCACGCACUGCACCCGGAUUUAG